AUGAGGUGGUCGCUGCAGGCCUCCAUCAGCCUAACCAGCUUCCUGUGCCCGCCCCCACCGACCUUUCCAGCCACGCAGUGUAAGUGGAAAUCAAGGGGCACUGAAUCUGCACCUUACCCUCUGUGUGCAGGUGGGCCCCAGGCGAGCCUCCUCAUUGCCCUUCCUGUGAAAUAUCGCCUUUUCCUAUUUUUGAUACUCAUUUUUUUUCAAAAGCCUAAUUUAUUUUUGCUUGACAUUACUCAAAUUUUAAAACCUGAAUUUUACCUUGUAAGCAAGGGAUUUAGUCUGAACUGUGUAUCAAAGUUACCAGACAUAAAUAUCCAUUAA
Rangifer tarandus platyrhynchus (Svalbard reindeer) is the source of this 327-nucleotide messenger RNA. NCBI's taxonomy places the organism in Eukaryota, Metazoa, Chordata, Mammalia, Artiodactyla, Cervidae. The record is from the annotation of a GenBank genome assembly.